AUGACGUCGAUCGGCACGGGUUACGAUCUCCUCAACUCCAUCUUCUCUCCUGAUGGACGAAACUUCCAGGUCGAAUAUGCCGUCAAGGCGGUAGAAAACGGCGGCACCUCAAUCGGCAUCCGGUGCAAGGACGGCGUUGUCCUGGCUGUCGAGAAGAUUGUCGCAUCUAAGCUGCAAAAGCCCGGUGCAAACAAGCGAAUUGCCAGCAUUGACAGCCAUGUCGGCGCAGUAUACUCAGGCAUGAUCCCCGAUGGCCGCCACUUCGUCGACCGUGCUCGAGACGAAGCUCAGAGCUGGCGCCAGAACUUCAAGACCCCCAUCCCCACAGCCGAUCUUGCCUCCCGCAUGGGUGGUUACCUCCAGGCAUACACCAUGUACGGUUCCGUACGUCCAUUUGGCAUUACGGCCAUCGUGCCCGGCAAGCACGGCGGUCCUUUCCUCUACAUGAUCGAGCCCAGCGGCCUGUACUGGGGAUACUACGGAGCGGCGACGGGCAAGGGCAGGCAAGCUGCCAAGGCCGAGCUGGAGAAGCUGGAUCUGCCAGCAGGGAACAUUACCCUGCUCGAGGCCGUCAAGCAGGCCGCGAGAAUCAUCUACAUUGCCCACAAGGAUAACAAAGACAAAGAGUUUGAGCUGGAGAUGACCUGGAUCAGCACAGUCGACGGCCCCACCAAGGGACGGCAUGUCGAGGUUCCCAAGGAGCUGAGGGAGGAGGCAGAGAGGUUAGCGCGGGCCGAGGACGAGUCUGACGACGAGGAGGAGGAAGAAAAGAAGGAUGAGGACAAGAUGGAAGACUAA
Molecule: messenger RNA, 798 nt
Organism: Trichoderma breve
Lineage: Eukaryota; Fungi; Ascomycota; Sordariomycetes; Hypocreales; Hypocreaceae
Product: proteasome subunit domain-containing protein
Exons: 4
Coding region: 1-798 (265 amino acids)
Biological process (GO): ubiquitin-dependent protein catabolic process
Cellular component (GO): proteasome core complex; proteasome core complex, alpha-subunit complex; nucleus
Source: RefSeq, a predicted model, not a curated record